Elgaria multicarinata webbii is the source of this 2743-nucleotide messenger RNA. RefSeq names its product leucine rich repeat containing 8 VRAC subunit D (gene LRRC8D). Bases 94 to 2676 code for a protein of 860 amino acids. The record is from RefSeq and is a predicted model, not a curated record. NCBI's taxonomy places the organism in Eukaryota, Metazoa, Chordata, Lepidosauria, Squamata, Anguidae. The transcript is spliced from 2 exons. Gene Ontology annotation, molecular function: protein binding.
CGCCUGCUCUGCUCCCCUCGAUAUAUAAAAAAAGAAAAAUAGAGGGGGAAGGGCCUGCGGUCGCCUUUGUCACCUCUUCCCUGUCAAAGCAGAAUGUUUACCCUUGCGGAAGUUGCAUCCCUUAAUGACAUUCAGCCAACUUACCGUAUUCUGAAACCAUGGUGGGACGUAUUUAUGGAUUAUCUAGCAGUUGUUAUGCUAAUGGUCGCCAUUUUUGCUGGAACCAUGCAGCUGACCAAAGAUCAGGUGGUCUGUUUGCCUGUGCUGCAGUCCGCCGUCAAUGCAAAAGGGCAGCCCAGCUCCUCGGGAAGUGCCAAAGUUAUAAACGUACCAGAAUCCGAAAGAGCAGCUGUUCAAGACAAAGAACCGCAGGCAGCGCAGACAGUUUCCUUUGACAGAGCGUCUGUCGUUACACCUGACAUACCUCUGAGCAGGACUACCUUUCCGCCAUUGCACUCCACCAUCCCAAGUCAGGAACCGAAGAAGGAACAGAAAGAUUUUCUGGGUCGACAAACUAACUUGGAUUUUCAGCAAUAUGUUUUCAUUAACCAGAUGUGUUAUCACUUGGCUCUUCCUUGGUAUUCAAAGUACUUUCCCUACUUAGCUCUUAUACAUACUAUUAUCUUAAUGGUCAGCAGCAAUUUCUGGUUUAAAUACCCCAAAACUUGCUCAAAGAUCGAGCACUUUGUCUCUAUCUUAGGGAAGUGCUUUGAAUCUCCUUGGACUACAAAAGCGCUGUCUGAAACAGCAUGUGAGGAUUCCGAGGAGAAUAAGCAGAGACUGACCGGAGCCCAGUCUCUGCCAAAGCAUGUGUCAACCAGUAGUGAUGAAGGGAGUCCAAAUGCUAGUACCCCUAUGAUAAACAAGACUGGCUUUAAGUUUUCAGCAGAAAAGCCUGUCAUUGAGGUCCCUAGCAUGACUAUUUUGGAUAAAAAAGACGGAGAGCAAGCCAAAGCGCUCUUUGAAAAAGUACGGAAAUUUCGGGCCCAUGUGGAGGACAGUGAUUUGAUUUAUAAACUUUAUGUUGUCCAGACUGUCAUCAAGACUGUGAAGUUCAUAUUUAUUCUCUGCUACACAGCAAACUUUGUCAACGAAAUCAGUUUUGAGCACAGCUGCAAGCCCAAAGUGGAGCAUCUGACUGGCUAUCAGGAGUUCGAAUGCACCCACAACAUGGCUUACAUGCUGAAAAAGUUGCUCAUUAGUUACAUUUCUCUCAUUUGCGUCUACGGUUUUGUCUGUCUGUACACGCUCUUCUGGUUGUUUCGGUUACCCCUGAAGGAAUACUCCUUUGAAAAAGUUAGAGAGGAGAGCAGCUUCAGUGAUAUUCCAGAUGUUAAAAAUGAUUUUGCCUUUCUCUUGCACAUGGUCGACCAGUACGACCAGCUGUACUCCAAGCGGUUUGGCGUCUUUUUGUCAGAGGUGAGUGAGAAUAAACUGAGGGAGAUCAGCUUGAACCAUGAAUGGACUUUUGAAAAGUUGCGGCAGCAUGUUUCCCGCAAUGCCCAGGAUAAGCAAGAGCUGCAUCUGUUCAUGCUGUCGGGGGUCCCGGACGCGGUCUUCGAUCUGACAGACUUGGACGUCUUGAAACUUGAACUGAUCCCCGAAGCGAAAAUUCCUGCGAAAAUCUCCCAGAUGACGAACCUUCAGGAGCUCCAUCUCUACCACUGCCCCGCCAAGGUGGAACAAACAGCCUUCAGCUUCCUCCGUGACCACCUGAGGUGCCUGCAUGUGAAGUUCACUGAUGUGGCAGAAAUCCCAGCUUGGGUGUACUUGCUUAAGAAUCUUCGGGAGUUGUACCUGAUAGGCAACUUGAACUCUGAAAACAAUAAAAUGAUAGGACUUGAAUCCCUUAGAGAAUUACGGCACCUUAAAAUUCUCUAUGUGAAAAGCAAUUUGACCAAAAUUCCCUCUAACAUCACGGAUGUGGCCCCGCAUCUCACCAAGCUUGUAUUUCAUAACGAUGGCACCAAGCUCUUUGUACUGAAUAGCCUUAAGAAAAUGAUGAAUGUAGCAGAGCUAGAAUUGCAGAACUGUGAACUGGAGCGAAUUCCCCAUGCCAUUUUCAGUCUCACUAACUUGCAGGAACUGGAUUUAAAGUCCAAUAGCAUACGCACAAUUGAAGAAGUCAUCAGCUUCCAACAUUUAAAAAGACUGACUUGUCUGAAGUUGUGGCACAAUAAAAUAGUCAACAUUCCUCCUUCCAUUACCCAUGUGAAAAACUUGGAGUCGCUUUACCUUUCCAACAACAAACUCGAAUCCUUACCAGCUGCAGUGUUCAGUUUACAGAAACUCAGAUGCUUAGACGUAAGCUACAACUCCAUUGCAGUGAUUCCUGUGGAAAUAGGCUUGCUUCAGAACCUGCAGCAUUUGCAUAUCACAGGAAAUAAAGUGGAUAUUUUGCCAAAACAGCUGUUUAAGUGCACCAAGUUGAGGACUUUGAGUUUGGGGCAAAACUGUAUCACCUCGAUUCCAGAAAAAAUUGGCCAGCUGUUGCAGCUAACCCACCUGGAGCUGAAGGGGAACUGUUUAGACCGUCUCCCAGCGACAUUGGGGCAGUGUCGGCUUCUCAGGAAAAGUGGACUCAUUGUGGAAGAUCACCUCUUUGACACGUUGCCUUCAGAAGUCAAAGAAGCAUUGAACCAAGAUACAAACAUUCCCUUUGCGAAUGGGAUUUAAACAGAGGUUGAACUCCAAGUGACUAACAUAGAUCAUAUUAAAGUAUGUGUUGUUAUAAAAACAAAAA